CUCACCAAAACGGCACAGAGAGAUAGAGAGAAAGAGAAAGGAGGAGCUUCAAGCAGAGCUUAUCUUCGUCAACCCCACAAAAAAAUGGAUCCUAAUCUUCAAACCCUUGAAAACCCAGAAACCCAAUCCUCAGAUGAGCAAACCCAACUCGCCAUUAUCGCUCCUCCCACUGCUUCUAUUUCUCUUUCUCUGUCUGCGGUUCUACCUACCCACUUUCUCCUCCCGCCCAAGAUUUCUUCCCUACUUGCCCACCAUCCAAGCAAGGUCAGAAUUCCAUCCCAGGCGGCUUCUCUUGCUCACCUCUCUCUUUCUUCGUCUCUAAACCAGCCCAAGUCGUUUUUCAAGUCUACCCCCAUCUCUUCUUCCCCUCUCCAGAGUCCUCUGUUUCUGGGGCCUCGCCGCUCCUCAGAUCCCUCCAACGCUGCUGGAAUUCGUCGAUCUUGCAUUGUUUGGUUCCGAAAUGACCUUCGUGUUCACGACAACGAGUGCCUCAACUCCGCCAGCAAUGAGUCCAUGUCGAUAUUGCCCGUUUACUGUUUCGAUCCGAGGGACUACGGGAAAUCGUCGUCUGGGUUCGAUAAGACCGGGCCGUACCGUGCCUCGUUCUUGAUUGAGUCGGUUUCCGACCUCCGCCAGAACCUCCAGAAACGAGGGUCUGAUUUGGUGGUGAGAAUUGGGAAGCCCGAGACGGUGCUAGUGGAGCUGGCGAAGGCAGUCGGUGCCGAUGCCAUUUAUGCUCACAGAGAGGUUUCGCACGAUGAGGUUAAGGGGGAGGAGAAGAUUGAGGCGGCCAUGAAGGAGGAGGGCGUGGAGGUGAAGUACUUCUGGGGAAGUACAUUGUACCAUGUUGAUGAUUUGCCAUUCAAAAUGGAGCAAAUGCCCACGAAUUACGGCGGGUUCAAGGAGAAAGUGAAGGGUUUGGAAAUCAGGAAGACUAUCGCCACAUUGGACCAGUUGAGGGGGCUUCCGGCGAGAGGGGAUGUUGAGGCCGGGGAGAUUCCAUCUCUGUUGGAUCUGGGUCUUAGCCCAUCUGCAACAUUACCUCAGAAUGGGAUGUCAACUGCUAAUGGUUCUCUUGUGGGAGGGGAGACCGAAGCGCUACAGAGGCUGAAAAAAUUUGCAGCUGAAUGCCAAGCACAACCACCUAAGGGAGCUGCAAAUGAUAGCAUAUAUGGUGCAAACUUUUCUUGCAAAAUCUCUCCAUGGCUUGCUAUGGGAUGUCUCUCUCCACGCUCGAUGUUUGAUGAGAUAAAGAAAUCUGCCAGCAGGACUAUUUCUGCCUCAACAUCCAAAGAUGGUGGUAGUGGCCAAUCUGACACUGGAAUGAAUUGGUUGAUGUUUGAAUUGAUGUGGAGGGAUUUCUUCAGAUUCAUCACCAAGAAGUAUAGUUCUGCCACGAAGCAGGUUGACGCUGCUCCAGCUACAGCUUGUACGGGUGCCCUUGCUUAGGCAAGAACUUAAUUGAAGGUGAGAAGGGAAAUUGUUUCAGGAGGCAAGCUGCUUUCUUUCUUUUUGGUUUUCCAAGCUGUAGCAGUUACAUGCUGAAGUAGGGUUGUUCCUUGUUGGACUUUGUUCUCACUAUCAAAUAAAUAUAAAGUGUUGUCCUUUUCAUGAAAUGGCCAGUUUCAGGCUCAAUCAUUGUGCAUUGUCAUCACCCCUCCUGUGAGAAUAACAGACCCUUUAUGUUUCUCCA
Molecule: messenger RNA, 1693 nt
Organism: Vitis riparia (riverbank grape)
Lineage: Eukaryota; Viridiplantae; Streptophyta; Magnoliopsida; Vitales; Vitaceae
Product: blue-light photoreceptor PHR2
Exons: 4
Coding region: 85-1449 (454 amino acids)
Biological process (GO): photoreactive repair
Molecular function (GO): FAD binding; DNA binding
Source: RefSeq, a predicted model, not a curated record